Molecule: messenger RNA, 1083 nt
Organism: Trichomonas vaginalis G3
Lineage: Eukaryota; Parabasalia; Trichomonadida; Trichomonadidae
Product: tubby c-terminal domain-like family
Exons: 1
Coding region: 1-1083 (360 amino acids)
Source: RefSeq, a predicted model, not a curated record
AUGGAUUUUGAAGAUAGCAGUGAUUCCUCUGAAUGGAUAUUUAUUAAUACGCAAUGCCAAAACAACGACAAGCAUUUAAAGCAUGCAGAUGGGAUUAAAAUACAAAAAUCCAACGAGGUCGUAAUCUUAAAGGAACAUUUUAGAUUAGUACCAACUGAAGAUUCACCAUUUAAGCCACAAAAUAGCGAGCAGCCAACAAGCCAAGCAGCACCUCGAAUGUACGAAAGUAGCUCGCCCAUCCGAAAAGUCAAUAAAAAACGCCAAUCGUGUUUUCAAUUGGAUUAUUCUUAUGAUCCUCGCGACGAUCUUGCAAAUUCAACUUUAAAUUACCAAUGUAUGUCUAUUGAUGUGCAAGCUCAAGCAACUGGGAAGCCAAAUUCAACUACAGCCAUAGAAAUUCCAAAUCGAUCACAUGAAGAAGAGUUAAAAUUUGAUCCUGUUAUUAAUUUCCAAGAAAUUGCUGGUAAAGAAAGGGAAGUUUAUAUGUCACCACAUCAUCUCGCAGAAAUUAUGCCUCCAUCUGAUAUAACUUAUUCAGUUCAUAGAAUACAAUCAUUUGGUAAAAAGUUAGCCUUCCAACUCAUGAAGAAAAAUGAAAUCGUUUAUGAGGCUUUCUUCAAAUCUUCCAAUUUCUACCUUAGAGCUAAGAAUUAUUUAGAAAAUUCCGAUACAAGUUACGAUGCUAUUCUCAAAAUUGGUGGAUUCAUGAUAAAAACGGCAAAAAUUUACAUUGAUAAUGACGAUUAUGAAUCGAAUGUCAUGGCCGAGGUUAAAAUAGUACCGGGUGGAAGGAAAACAGCACGAAGAUUAGAAUUUUCUUUCACUAGAAACACACCUGAAAAUUACGUUACUCAAUUAGUUUCAAGGAAGCCAACAUUUAACGAGGAAAAUAAUGAAUGGCAGCUUGACUUUUUCGGUAGAACAGUAGUAAAAUCUAUAAAGAAUGCAAUUCUAGACGGUGACGGUCUUAGAAGAGCGAUAUCUAUUAGGAAGACCUCGAAGGAUGACUUGGAAAUUGAUUUAUUGAAUGAAUUAGAUCCUAUGUAUAUCAUAUCGUUAGGUACUAUUUCUUUUGUAUGUUAA